AUGAUAGAUCUGGAAUUUGUAAUCCUUUUCUUUUUCCCCAUUGUCAUUGGAAGCCUGGGAAAUGUUUCACUUUUAUGUCAUUCUAUAUUCUGUUACUUCAGUGGAUGCAGGUCCAGGUUCACAGAUGUGAUGCUCAGGCACCUGACUGUGGCCAACUCCUUGUAUAUUCUCUCCAGAGGAAUCCCAGAGACCAUGGCAGCUCUUGGGAUGGAAAACGUCCUUAAUAAUGUUGAAUGCAAACUUGUUUUCUAUGUUCACAGGGUGUCUAGAGGUGUGUCUUUCAGCACCACCUGCCCGCUGAGUGUCUUCCAGGCCAUCACCAUCAGCCCCAGGAGCUCCAGGUGGGCAGAGUGGAAAGUGAAAGCCCUAAAGUGCAUUGGGCCCUGUCCCAUCAUUUGCUGGGUCCUGCACAUGCUGCUAAACAUCAGAGUUCCCAUGCUUGUGAGUGACAGAAAGAACAACAAAAACAUCACAAACACUAUAGAUUUUCAGUUCUGUUCAGCUAUGAGUCCAGACAAAGACAAACACUCCAUUUUUGUGGCAUUGACAUUGUCAUAUGACAUUUUGUGUUCAACACUUAUGAUCUGGAGCAGUGGCUCCAUGGUUUUCAUGCUGUACAGGCACAAGCAGCAAACAGAGCAUAUUCACAGAUACAACAUCUCAUCAAGAUCUUCUGCUGAGACCAGAGCUUCUCAAAGCAUCCCCAUCCUGGUCUGUGCCUUUGUGUCCAUCUAUGCCCUGUCUUCCAUCAUGUACGUUUGGUUUUCUCUUUAUAACACAGCAGUUUGGUGGCUGGUUAAAACUGCUGCCUUAACCGAUGUGUGUUUUUCUGCUGCUAGUCCCUUCAUUCUUAUGACUCGUGAGCAGUGUGUGAGCAGGCCCCUGUGGAAGAGGUGA
Molecule: messenger RNA, 897 nt
Organism: Chinchilla lanigera (long-tailed chinchilla)
Lineage: Eukaryota; Metazoa; Chordata; Mammalia; Rodentia; Chinchillidae
Product: vomeronasal type-1 receptor 2-like
Exons: 1
Coding region: 1-897 (298 amino acids)
Biological process (GO): G protein-coupled receptor signaling pathway
Cellular component (GO): membrane
Molecular function (GO): pheromone receptor activity
Source: RefSeq, a predicted model, not a curated record